Molecule: messenger RNA, 4180 nt
Organism: Strongylocentrotus purpuratus (purple sea urchin)
Lineage: Eukaryota; Metazoa; Echinodermata; Echinoidea; Camarodonta; Strongylocentrotidae
Product: probable RNA-binding protein 19
Exons: 26
Coding region: 85-2991 (968 amino acids)
Molecular function (GO): RNA binding
Source: RefSeq, a predicted model, not a curated record
CUUUGAAGCAGACUACUAAUCUGAUCUUGUGAGCCUCACGUGUAUUAUCAACAACGCAAUGUGCGCAGAGCUUUGAGAAUCACCAUGAGUCGAAUAAUUGUCAAAAACCUUCCACCUCAGAUAAAGGAGGAGAAGCUUCGAAACACAUUUGCAAGCAGAGGUGAUGUGACGGACAUACAGCUCAAGUUCACUAAAGGUGGUGUCUUCAGAAAGUUUGCUUUUAUUGGAUUCAAGACAGAAGUAGAAGCUCAGAAUGCGGUGGACUUCUUUAACAAAUCUUACGUUGAUUCAUCAAGAAUUCAGGUUGAACUUGCCAAAAACCUUGGUGAUGCGAACCUCGAUCGCCCCUGGAGCAAGUAUUCUGAGAAGAGCUCAGCUUUUCAAAAGAAACAGAAAGCUAAGGAGGAAAAGGAAAGCACAGAUGACAAGAAAACCACAGCUACACAGGACACAUUGACCAAGAAGAAGAAAAAGAAGAAAGGCUUAGAAGGUCUAGGGGAUUUGGAAGAUGAUCCCAAGUUCCAGGAGUUUCUAGAAGCUCACAAUGUAAAGACAGGAAAAGGAAUAUGGGAUAAUGAUGCAGGCAUAUCCAAGAAAGAUCAGAGCAAAGGUGACGGAGAUAGGAUGGAUCGGAUCCCAAUGAAGGCAAAGAAAUAUUCAGAUGGGAAGAACACUAUGGAUGAAGAGGAAAGUGAUGUUGAUGAGGAUGAUGACGAAGAGGAAGAAGAGAUGGAGGAGGAGGUCCAGGAAGAUCAGACGAAAAAAGAAGCAAACAAAAAAGAGCUUUCAGACAUGGAUUACUUGAAAUCCAAGAGAGUGAAAGUACAGACAGAGGAUGAAGGGAUUCAGGAUGGGAGCAGUGAAGAUGAAUCCUCUUCAUCUGAUGAGGAUAGUGAGGAGGAAGAAGAGGAGGAGGAAGAAGAGGGGGAGGAGAACAAGAAAGCUGUACAGACAGAGGUUAAGGAAGUUCCCAACGUUAAGGCAUCACCUACUACUGAAAGAGUCCGGAAAAAUAAGGUGAAAUUGAUGAGAAGUGUCAGAAAAGAUGAAAAAUACGAGAGAGGAGAUUUCACCAUUAAAAUGAGAGGGGUGCCUUUCAACGUCAAAGAGGAAGAUGUGGUGAAGUUCUUUGCUCCACUAAGUAUGAAAACCAUUAGAGCACCUCUGAAUGAGAAAGGGCAGAGAACAGGUGUCAUAUUUGUAGAGUUUGCCAGUGAGGAUGAUAUCACCAAAGCCAUGAAGAGAAACAGAGAAUACAUGGGAAGGAGAUAUGUAGAGUUAUUUCGAGAAGAAGCUUGGAAUAAGGAUGCAUACACUAAACAUCAGGAAGAGCCUCCAUGGGCUAAACAGGCUGCCGAACUGGAAAAUUCAGAAGACACUAUUGCUGAGACUGGACGGCUUUUUGUGAGGAAUCUUGCCUACAUCUGCAAGGAGGAGGACCUAGAAUUCCUGUUUAGUAAAUACGGUCCUCUUACAGAAGUGAAUCUUCCCAUAGACACCUUCACAAAGAAGAUAAAAGGUUUUGCUUUCGUCACUUUCAUGAUGCCUGAGCAUGCUGUCAGAGCUUACACAGAACUAGAUGGGACCAGCUUUCAGGGUCGGAUGCUUCACAUCCUACCAGGCAAGGAGAAGAAGGUGGAAGAAGAGACACACAAGGAGGGCUCUUCUUUCAAGAACAAGAAGGCAGCAAAGACCAAAGCUCAGAGUGGAAGUUCACACAACUGGAACACUUUGUUCAUCUCAGCGAAUGCAGUAGCAGAUGUCAUGGCAGCCAAAUAUCAGACUUCAAAGAGUGACAUCUUAGAUCCUGAAUCGAGUAGAAGUCUUGGAGUUCGGAUGGCUCUAGGAGAGACACAGAUUGUUGCUGAAACAAGGCAGUUCCUCUUGGACAAUGGGGUGUUACUAGACUCAUUCAGUCAGGCUGCUGCAGCGAGAAGUAAAUCAGUGUUCCUGGUGAAGAACCUCCCAGCAAGUACUACACCGGAGGAGCUGAGAGAGGUGUUCAGUCAGCACGGCAUGCUGGGAAGGGUUCUCAUGCCCCCCGCAGGAGUGACAUCAAUUGUAGAGUUCUUAGAACCAACAGAAGCAAGAGCUGCCUUCUACCAACUAGCUUACACUAAGUUCAAGCAUGUUCCGCUGUACUUGGAAUGGGCCCCCAUGGAUGUGUUUGGAACAUCUAUAAAGAGCUUAGAGAAGACACCUGCUGUGGAAGAAACUAAAGAAGAGAAGAAAGAAGAAUUGGAAGAAGUCAAGAAAGAGGAACCUCAAGAAGAAUCAGAAUCUGAUGAUGAGCACCAAGUACAAGAAGGCAGUGUUCUCUUUGUCAAGAAUCUUAAUUUCAGUACGGAUGAAAGUAUUCUCAAGAAGGCAUUCAAGAAGUGCGGCUCUAUUAGGAACGUGACAAUUGCUCGGAAGAAGGAUACAAAGAACCAAGGUGAGCUAUUAUCCAUGGGUUAUGGCUUCAUUGAGUUUGAGAAACCAGAAUGGGCUCAGAAAGCACUGAAAGAAUAUCAACAUGUCGAGGUCGAAGGUCACAACGUUGAGCUGAAGAUUUCCAAUAGAUCUACUGUUCAAACUCAACAGUCUUCAUCCAGGAAGAAACAGAAAGCCAAGAAGCAGAUGUCGACAAAGAUCCUUGUCCGUAAUAUUCCAUUUGAAGCCUCAUCGAGAGAGAUCAGAGAACUCUUCAUAACGUUUGGUGAGGUGAAGACGGUUCGUCUCCCUAAGAAGAUGAGUGGUACUGGAUCUCAUAGAGGCUUUGGCUUUGUGGAUUUCCUCUCCAAGCAAGAUGCAAAGAGGGCCUUUGACUCGCUAUGUCAUAGCAGUCAUUUGUACGGGCGACGCCUUGUCUUAGAAUGGGCAGAGAGCGAGCAGUCUGUGGAACAGCUCAGGAAGAAAACUGCUGAUCACUUCUCUGAUGGUUCCAACAAUAAGAAGCUCAAGAAAUCCGACCUCACGGAUCACCUCACGUUAUCAUCGGUCACCGAGUAGCAAUCCCACAAUUCCCUUCCCUUCUUGUAUGUAGAUUAGGGAUAAGGUUCAACCUCAAUGUGGACGCAUGCUAGAGUUUAGAAUGGAAUUAACCCCCCCCCCCCCCCUGAUAAUAAGGAUAUCUGGUUUCAGUACUCUGUAAUGACUAUUUUUGACUAGGAGGCAGGCCACUUUGGUCUGAUAGAGGCCUAAACAGAUGAGUUAACAUGAAGAGGGCACGGCUGUUAAGUUGAUUAUUACUGUAGGGCAAGUUUAAGCUAUUUUACCCCAUAUUUUACUGACCACAUAUAAAAGCUGAUAUUCCUUUGAGAGCUUGAACCAGACAAAAGUCACAAAACAUCAAUAAAAUCACAUUUUUUUGGUCACUUUAUGUUCACAAUUCUAUACUACAAUUCAUUAUUACUUGGUAAGAUAUAGGAUAUACCUUAUACUUGCACAGUAACGUCCUGACAAACCAAUUUGUGAUAAUAUACUUCCCGCCCCUUUCCCGUGGCUAUAUCAUUUAAAGACGUCAUACAUGUCCUACUUAUUUCAUCAGUGGAGUAUUGUUAUUUCAUUUAUUUUUUUCAUUGUGCCUCUGCCAUUAACAAGUUGAGAUAGGCAUUUUAAUUGUGAUAUCUAGCUGACUUCAAUCUAGUCUCUAAAAGUCUCUCUUAGCAAUCACCUUAAAUCAUCUCAUCACAACUAACAUGGCAAUAUCGCCCCCUUGUGACCAAAUACUGUCAUCUAUUUUAGAGGUGGUUGGGGGAGGAUCCUAAGCUUAUUUGGUGUAAAUUCUUUCUUUGCUUAUUUUAUAUUUAAACUGUCUUUUAUCUUUGUUUAGACCUUUUUGUAGAUAGUUGUUAGCUCUCAAGUUGGAUUUUUUAAAUAAAUGUAUUUGAUAGGAAAUAGUACAAGAGGAGGAACUGCGACAAAGAUGAUGUUAUUUAUGACAUUGAUAUGAUAUCCAUGUGUUAAGAUAUGCAAGCAAGAAAUCCUUUCAGUUUCUUGUAAGCCUCAUGAUUUUUGGUGGAAUGCUGCCCUCUGUUAUCUAAAAAUGGGAAGUCACAACUCAGUGCUUCUAUUUCAUCGAACUGAAAAUCAAUUUUUCCUUUCUAUUCUUUUAAUUGUAAAGAGCUAUUUGGCAUCGUAUUAUAUAUUAUAAGUAUAUUAAACUCAUUGUCAUAUAUUUGUUUGACAAAAUCUUAAA